AUGUCCACUAAAAGAGACCUCAAACCGGAUAAUGUGUUGAUUACAUACGACGGGUAUAUAAAGUUAUGUGACUUUGGUUUGGCUAAAGAGGUCGAUAGUAUUGAUUGGUAUCGAGAUGUUGGGACCCCCUGUAUAUAUCAAGCACCGGAAGCCCAGACUAAUGAUUACAAUCAUAAGAUAGAUAUCUACAGUCUAUCCCUAAUUGGGGCUCAAAUUUUUGGUUUGGAUAUCAACGAUAUAAUGGACGGAAAUUUACUUUAA
This is a messenger RNA of Oppiella nova, 261 nucleotides long. NCBI's taxonomy places the organism in Eukaryota, Metazoa, Arthropoda, Arachnida, Sarcoptiformes, Oppiidae. The record is from the annotation of a GenBank genome assembly.